Prosopis cineraria is the source of this 786-nucleotide messenger RNA. Its product is annotated as protein ULTRAPETALA 2-like. The record is from RefSeq and is a predicted model, not a curated record. The transcript is spliced from 4 exons. Bases 1 to 786 code for a protein of 261 amino acids. Lineage: Eukaryota; Viridiplantae; Streptophyta; Magnoliopsida; Fabales; Fabaceae. Gene Ontology annotation, cellular component: nucleus; cytosol.
AUGUCAGAAGCCGCAUGUAAGGAGCUUAGAGCUGGAAAGGGAAAUAGAACGGUGGGGAAGAGUAAAAGAAAGAGAUUCAAUGAAGAAGAGCUGAAAGGUAUAAGAGGAUAUGAGAAAGGAUUGAAUUAUGUGGAAGUUGGAUGUGGCUUCACCAACAAGAAAUAUGGAGACUUUGGUGGCAAACUUAGAAUCGAAGCCAAUGUGGAUGUGACUCCAAAGGAAUUUGAGAAGCAUGGUGGGAUGAAGGAAGUGAAGGGGAGGAAGUGGACAAGCAGCAUAUGGGUUCAAGUGGAAGACACAGGAGAGAGGCUGGCUCUGGGAAAGUCGAAAGUAAUGAAAUACUACAAUCACAAGGCCAAUGCGGCUAACUGGAUCAAGCAUGCGAGUCGCAACAACAAGUUCCAUAAUGAUCUCUUCAUUCGCUGUUCCAACUGCCACAAACAACGCAGGUUUCGUCGUCGCACCAUGAAGCAGAUUAAGGACUACCAUGAUGCCGUGAACAACACUACUUGGGAAUGCUCUCUUUGGCCCUAUGAUAACUAUAUCAAUAACAAGACUCUAAAAGACCAAAUCGAUACUUCGUAUGCAUUUAUGCUUGCUGAUAGAUAUAAGAAUUUCUCGUGUUUUAGAAUAACCUGUGAGGAUGAGGAAGAGCGAGACAAUCGAAAGAUGUACCGAGGUUGUCCGCUUGUCAAGCAGUGCCCCGGCUGCAAGUAUUGUAACUGUACUGGCUGUCUCAAGUGCCGAUUUUUGAACUGCAAUUGCAGAGAGUGCACUGACUUAUGA